Schizosaccharomyces octosporus yFS286 is the source of this 1485-nucleotide messenger RNA. Its product is annotated as battenin CLN3 family protein. Gene Ontology annotation, biological process: regulation of intracellular pH. The record is from RefSeq and is a predicted model, not a curated record. The transcript has a single exon. NCBI's taxonomy places the organism in Eukaryota, Fungi, Ascomycota, Schizosaccharomycetes, Schizosaccharomycetales, Schizosaccharomycetaceae. Bases 161 to 1348 code for a protein of 395 amino acids. Gene Ontology annotation, cellular component: membrane; vacuole.
GAAAUACGUAAGUCAACCUACCCAACACAUACAACCUGAACAGACGUCGAUUGAAAAGUAAACAAUAAGAAUCCAUCUAUCCUUUCGGUACGCUCGAAAAUCUGUAGACUAUUAAACUGAAUGUAUUAAAAAUAAUAAUAAAUCAAAAUAUAUACUCUCAAUGGCCUCUAAUUACCUUCCGAAAGGAAGCAAGGUUGGGUUUCCAUUUUUACUAUUUGGUCUAUUAAACAAUCUUUUAUAUGUCGUUAUACUAUCCGCUGCGCUUGAUUUAGUAGGCGCCAAUAUAUCCAAAGGGGUUGUUUUGCUUUCAAAUAUUGUUCCUUCGUUGUCAUGUAAACUAUUGACUUCAAUACUGCAAGCUCAUCGCUACUCGGCUUCUAAAAGAGUCUUGGCUUGUGUAUUUUUAUCUUUUUUUGGGAUGCAGUGGAUUGCCUGGUCAUCUUCCGUUUGGUCUAAGAUGCUCGGCGUAUCGUUGGCAGCUAUCUCGUCAAGCUUUGGUGAAAUCACUUUUUUGCAACUUUCUAGCAGGUACGAGUCGACUGCCUUGACUUGCUGGAGCUCAGGUACUGGUUUAGCUGGCUUAUUUGGCGCAUCCUUCUACCUUGUGUUCACCACAUGGCUUAACUUUACUGUUCGUACCACUCUAUUGGUCUCAAGCUUUCUUCCUUUAUUAUUAAUUUUUAAUUAUUUCUGCAUAUUACCAAAACCCGAGUACCAGCAUAUCUCUGUUCCUCAUCGAGUACCCUUCGAUGCUAUUCACCAAGGAGGAACUAGUUCCUCCAAGAAUGUUUUCUCUUCUAUAAAAGUAUUCUUUUAUCUCGCGAAGCCCUUCUUACUAUCUCAUAUGUUACCGCUGUUUUUAGUCUAUCUCUCUGAAUAUACAAUUAAUGUCGGAGUAGCACCUACUCUAUUGUUUCCCCCAGAAGACUCAGGACUAAAUUCGUUCCGUGAUUUCUACCCUACAUAUCAAACAAUGUAUCAAUUAGGCGUCUUCAUAUCUCGCUCCUCCAUAGGUUGGCUCAAAGUCCCUUACGUUUUAGAGCUUGCUGUUAUUCAAUCUGCUAUUUUAGGCUUUACAAUCCUUCAAUCACUUUAUUAUUUCAUCCAUAGCUAUCAUUUUUUAUUAUUAACCAUUUUUAUUGAGGGACUUAUUGGUGGAACCGUUUAUGUCAAUGUCUAUCAUACCCUGCAGAACCUUGGUCAUAUUGACAGUGAGAUGGCCAUAAGCAUUGUUAGUCCAUCCGAUAGCACUGGUAUACUCAUCGCAUCUCUUCUAUCUUUAAUUCUUGAACCCAGUCUUUGCGGCUACCAAGUACGACAUGGUCGAGACUGGUGUAACCGUAUUUAGACACACUUCAUAGUCCACUCUAUAACGUCAAAUAAUUCGCUAAACAAAUACUGCCAAUUAUUGUCUUCAUUUCUUCAUGUCUUAAUAUAUUCUAAACUUUUAUUUAUUAAUUUUUCCUUUUCCUAUAAAACAUAUUA